Messenger RNA from Thalassophryne amazonica, 1237 nucleotides. RefSeq lists its product as uncharacterized. The transcript has 4 exons. Gene Ontology annotation, molecular function: tumor necrosis factor receptor binding. Bases 521 to 1225 code for a protein of 234 amino acids. Lineage: Eukaryota; Metazoa; Chordata; Actinopteri; Batrachoidiformes; Batrachoididae. Gene Ontology annotation, biological process: immune response. The record is from RefSeq and is a predicted model, not a curated record. Gene Ontology annotation, cellular component: membrane.
ACUACCUGUCUGUGUCACUAGGGGGGCUGCCACACUCUGCCACAGAAGUGUCACAGAAUCAAUGCACAAUGCUGUUUAUGAUUUAAUUAGUUGUUUUUACGAGCCUGCCUCUGCUUCCCCCUCUCCUCCUCUCCCUCUCUCCCUCUCUGUCUCUCUGAGUCAUUUCUUUCCAUAACGCUUUCUUCCUUUGCAUGUUGGGUUUGCAAACAUUUCACACGGGUUCCCCUUUUGUGAUGCAAUUCCAGAGCUACAAGUUGAAAUACUCUAAUAGACAUGUUUUCCUUUUCCCUUUUGUGUUUACUUUUCACGAUGGUGGGUGGAAACCAGACAACCUGGAGGAAACCCACGCGUUAUCAUAGUUUUGCUUUGUUUCACACUGUGACGUAGUCAGAAUGUGACUAGACAGUUUACAGGUUCCACCCAAGCCUGAGGUCAUGCCUGGGUGGGGGAUUGGUGUUAUCAUGCAGCCCUAUAAAAACAGUAUGCUUCGAGUUAUCAACUGGAGUCCACACGUGCCACCAUGGGACAGAAAAUGAUUAGAGAGCCGCUUUCUGAGGAAGUUGCCUGCCGGAUAGAAGCAGGUCCAGACGAGCCCGUGCUAAUCCUCCUGCAGCAUUGCCGGGACAUGAAGCGGCAGGAGACACGCCUCAGGAUCAUCACAUUCCUGCUUCUGCUCAGCUGCACAGCACUUUACCUUUUUACUAUCUGUGCCCAGUCACAGCCAAGUAAAAGCUCAGGAUCCACUGGAAAACAGGAUGCGGUGCAACAAUUUUUUGCAUAUUCCACGCAACGCAAACAGACUACAGAUGGUUCAAGUCCGAGGAUCGAACUUAGCUUUAAAGGCACAAACUCAACCAGUGGGCGUUACAUUGAAUUCUACAGUGCUUUGGGUGAGGACUCCAACUGCAAUCAAGAAAAGUCUGCCAUUGUAAUUAAACAGAAGGGCUUCUACUUUGUUUAUGCAAUUACAUUUUUACAACACGAUGAGGAUGAACAUGAAGAAGCUAAGAAUUUCUACAUACAAGUCCAACAGUUCAGUCUUGGCUACACAUACCCAGUAUACAAUGUCUCCACUUGGGAAUCUAUUGCAACAACAUCACUGACAUUCAGGAAUGUGUACCUGGCAAGAAUGUUCAAUUUGUCAGAGGGAGAUUACCUGAAGUUGUGGAUUGGUGAAGGUUUUGGGAUGAUCAGGGAGUUGUCAUUUGGUGCUUUUCUCCUGUAGCCAUAUUAUAAU